This is a messenger RNA of Exophiala bonariae, 2334 nucleotides long. RefSeq lists its product as uncharacterized. Gene Ontology annotation, biological process: mismatch repair; DNA recombination; DNA double-strand break processing. The coding region runs from base 1 to 2334 and encodes 777 amino acids. Gene Ontology annotation, cellular component: nucleus. The transcript has 2 exons. The record is from RefSeq and is a predicted model, not a curated record. Gene Ontology annotation, molecular function: metal ion binding; 5'-flap endonuclease activity; 5'-3' DNA exonuclease activity. Lineage: Eukaryota; Fungi; Ascomycota; Eurotiomycetes; Chaetothyriales; Herpotrichiellaceae.
AUGGGCAUCAAAGGUCUUUUGCCGCUCCUCAAAUCAAUCCAAAAGCAUUCAACCCUUAAGCAAUUCAAAGGGCAAACCAUUGGAGUUGACGCCUAUGGAUGGCUUCAUCGAGGUGUGGUUGGUUGCGCCUUUGCGCUGGCACUCGGCAAACCAACCACCAUCCACAUUGAUUUUGUCCUGAGCCGAGUACGCAUGCUUAUGGACUUUGGAGUCGUUCCUUAUCUGGUUUUCGAUGGAGACAAUAUCCCCAGCAAAAAGGGCACAAACGCCGAACGACACAAAAGAAGGGAGGAAAGCAAGGCACGAGGCAUGGAACUACAUAAGGCUGGGAGGACUACACAGUCGUACCAGGAGUUCCAAAAAGCUGUUGAUGUGACCCCUUCAAUGGCGCGUCAAUUGAUUGACGAGUUGAAAAAGCUCAAUGUUCAAUAUGUUGUUGCUCCCUACGAGGCUGAUGCCCAGCUUGUCUAUCUUGAGCAAAAGGGAAUCAUUGAUGGCAUUCUCUCCGAAGACUCGGACUUACUCGUUUUUGGAGCGAAGCGUUUACUUACCAAAUUGAACCAGUACGGCGAGCUUAUCGAGUUUCAGAGAAAAGAUUUCUCGAUUUGUAAGGAAAUUAGUUUCGCAGGAUGGACCGACACCAUGUUUCGACAAAUGGCCAUUCUCAGUGGUUGCGAUUACCUAACAAACAUUGAGAGAUUGGGUCUGAAGACAGCACAUGCAUAUAUUCGCAAACACAAAGAAGUGGAGAAGAUCAUCAGAAUGAUUCAAUUCGAGGGAAAGCUUGUGGUUCCGGACAAAUACUUGGAGCAGUUCAGAAACGCAGAACUGACCUUUCUACAUCAUCGCGUCUUCUGCCCUUUGCAACAAAAAUUGGUGUUCCUGAAUGAACUUGGACCAGGCGUUGUGGAGUGCGACCUACCAUUUCUGGGUCCGGAUGUUGAUGCUGAUACAGCUGUUGGAGUCGCAUGUGGUGACAUCGAUCCUUUCUCGAAACAACGCCUUCACUCGGUCGCAAGAAAGGAGUCUGGGAGAGCAGCUCUUGCCGAAACCAGGGGGCAAUCAUAUACUUCUGAUCCCGGGUUAAAGGCAGGAAAAUCGAUCGAAAACUUCUUCAAGCCAUACCGGCAGCCCCUUGCAGAACUCGACCCUAACAGCCUCACCCCAUCUCCGUCGCAACAACGCCUAUUACAGCGUAGUCAAAAUGCUACCUGGGAGCCAAGACUGGUCUCGUCAGCACCUGCUCUGCGUCGAACUCUCACAACGUCGACGCAGACGUCCAAUUCUCAGGGGACGGAUCGAUCUGUGUUCCUCAUGAGAGCGUCGACCAUGUCAACAUACAAGCCUCCAAAAAGACAACGAUUAUGCUCAGAUUCAAGCGAACUAUCAGCCAACUCCGAGGUGCAGCAAAGUCGCUUCUUCUCCUCCAAGGUUGUAGAGGCAAGUCCCUUGGCACAAAAGGUUACUGCUCGCAGGAAGACUCGCAAAUCUGGCUUUGAUGUUUUCUCGGAUGAUUCUAUUGAUGAUAUGCUACUCCUGGAAGCUGAGAAGCACCAACUUACAGAUAGCGAGAAGACGUAUACGCAAGAUCAGAUAUGUGAUGUGUCCACACCAAAUGCAGACAAAACUCGCACGAGUGAGGAACUAGAGACUGUACCUCAAUCCCAACCGCGCACGUCCUCGCGACCAGCGACCAACAAAGUACAACGAGCGGUCGGCGGCGAGCCUCAAAAAGGUGGUAGAGCACGCGAGGUGAGCCGGGAAGAAGAGCCUGGACAGUUUGAAGAUCUAUUGGAGUUUCAUGUUCGAAAGCAAAAUGACGCACUGAAUAGCACUGGUACUUCUGAGAUGCGCAGGAAGAACGUUCAGACUCCCCAAUCGACCUCAACUCGUGGGUCUCAGGGUAGAACAUUUUCGGCUCAAUCAGGCGAAGUGCAACUGGCGGCACUCAGUAGCCUGCCCAAAGCGACGAGUGUGUCGAGCUUCUGUGAAAAGUUGAAUAUACACAAGACAUUUUCAUAUCAGUCGACCACGACCCAGCAAUCAGCACUUAGGAAUUUGGGUGGACGCUGUGAGCAAUCAUCUACAACUACCAAGAAGGAAAACCGACUAGUGACCACUAUCCAGCGUAGUGUGCCACAUGAUGUAUUGGCGGUGAGUGAACAUCAAGGUGAAGCCUUACAGGCAUCGAUCGUCGUGGCAGUACCUGGUCCAGACAGACCCAAGGGAAGCGAAGAUGAAAUAAUACCCAACAGCGAAGAUGAGAGCUCACAGGUGGGAUCACCCAUCAGAUAUCCAAGACUUGACAUUGGUGCAUUUGCCUUCGGUCGUUGA